This is a messenger RNA of Cylicocyclus nassatus, 702 nucleotides long. NCBI's taxonomy places the organism in Eukaryota, Metazoa, Nematoda, Chromadorea, Rhabditida, Strongylidae. The record is from the annotation of a GenBank genome assembly.
AUGGGGAGCAAGGGAACCGUAGCUGUGGCAUUAUUGGAAGUGUGUGCUGGAAUGUGGAAGUUGUUCUUUAUCCCUUGGCUUGUCGCCGCUCCAUCUGGAAAUCCAUGUCAUCCACAUUUCAACGAGAUGUCGGUUCUACAUUUUACUACAACCCAUGAGGAACAGUUCAUCGAAUUGAGUGUUAGAGAAGAAUGCUAUAACGCUGAGGAGAUGAAGAAUUUGAAACUAAAUAGCUAUGGAAUCUUAGUGGUUAACACAAAAUCAUCCUUGAUGGGAGACGAGCGUAACUAUGCCGACCCCGAGCGCAGUUUCUCUGCUGCUAACAGGCUCUCUAGAGAGGAAAGGAGUAACAUAAAGACGGAAUCUCUAGACAACAUCAUGACGGUGCAGCGUAAUGGGCCUAGCAUUCUAACAGUCAAACUUCAACAGUUAGCACUCCAAUGGAUGCAUCCUGCACCGGGACUUGGGCUGGAUCCGGGUAUGCCAUCGAAUCUAGCUAGAGAAGGCAGCCUCAUGAAAGCAGUAAGAGAAAACAUUGCAAAAGAUGCAUAUGAGUUGGCCAAGCUCCAUGUAAGGCGCCACAUGGUGGUUCACGGUCUAAAUGCACGAAAAGACACGGAGGAAAUUAAAAACCGGCUUUUGCAAGAAGAACUUGCUAAGAUGAACAUUUUUUCAAUCGGAUCUUCUGAGAAAACAGACUGA